Pseudomyrmex gracilis is the source of this 4810-nucleotide messenger RNA. RefSeq names its product disintegrin and metalloproteinase domain-containing protein 11 (gene mmd). Lineage: Eukaryota; Metazoa; Arthropoda; Insecta; Hymenoptera; Formicidae. Gene Ontology annotation, molecular function: metalloendopeptidase activity. Gene Ontology annotation, biological process: membrane protein ectodomain proteolysis. The record is from RefSeq and is a predicted model, not a curated record. The coding region runs from base 713 to 3229 and encodes 838 amino acids. The transcript has 19 exons.
UUUCAUACUCCAGACUCCCGGCGUAGGUAGAAGAUGGCAGCCGAGGCGUGAUUCGGUCCGGGCAGUUCUUCGAGAGUAGUAGGACCGCAAUCAGCUCCGGAUUUCGAGAAGAAGAAGCCGCCGGGAAUAAAUAGUGUGCUAUCCCUUCGUGCUCGGCCUUAUUUUCAUCGGUCGGUGCCCGUGGCCCGGAAAUCCCAUAGGAAGCCACCGGAAGAUGAUUUGAGGAAAAAUAAAGAGAGCUAGGCGAGAAAGAGAAAGAGAGAAAGACAGAGACAGAGAUAGGGAAGGAGAGUAAGAGAGAAAGAGAGAGAGAAAGAUCCGGCACCUCGUCGCUCGGCUACGCUUCGCUCGCUCGCGCGCGACGUUUCUCUCCAUCUCGCUAUUUUUCUGUCGUUUUUUUUCGUCGCCGCGCAAAGAACCGCUCGCGUAAAAAAAACAGAAGCGCAUUCUCCAAAUCGCACACGGAUCAGUUGUCGGUAGUUUAAUACGAUCGUCGGAAGGAACGACCUGUGAUCCGCUCCGUUACGCUCCGAUCCGCUUGGCUCCGCGUGCCGCGUCGUCUGAUGAGCGAGGAGGUGGUAGAUGUCGGUGAUUAUGCGCGUAGUAAUGAGUAAUUCUGUAAAGACCGUCGGGAUCGCAGCAGCCGUCAUCGUCGCAGUGUUUUACGAGCAUCAUGUAAUAUGGAAUUAAACAAUGUUGUUAAGACAUAAACAUGUUCUGGCUACACUGUGGACUCUUUGUUCUCGUGAUUGCCGUAUCUGGAUUUAUUAGCAGCUUAGCCGACACUACAUCUAAACGAGAAGCUGACUACACUUUAGAUGAUUCCUUUUGGAAAGAAGAAGAAACUCCCGUUGGUGAGGUCGAACGAUUACUACGCGAAUAUCGACAAAACCAGGAGCUAGUACGAAAUAUCGGUAACCAUUACUAUCAGAUCAUCUAUCCGGUACAGCUACGGCAUCACGAGAAAAUGGGGAUAUCCACGAGAGAAGUCGGCGUGUCGAAGUUUCCUCAACGAGGUUACGGAGAAGGAUAUCAAAAUUCUAGGGGAAGAAUGAGAACGGGGAGACAUUUUCAUCGGACGUCUCUACUAAUCAAGGCCUUUAAUCACAAAUUUCGCCUAGAUUUAGAAUUAAAUACGCAACUUUUAGCUCCAAAUCUUAUGCAGAAAGACUUUUUAGUCGGUGACGCGGAAAGCAUGUCUAAGCAGGAGAUAGAACAUUGUUAUUAUCAUGGGACUGUGAGAGAUUAUCCGGGAGCAAGCGCUGCUUUUCACACGUGUAACGGCGUCAGCGGUGUCAUACAUUUAGGCAACGAGACCUUCGUCAUUCAUCCGUUCUAUGGCGGCGACCUGUCGAAACAUCCUCACAUUAUAUUUGAAGCCCGAACAAAAGCUAACAAAGGUUGCGCUAACACGGGGAAUUUUGACCGGCGUAAGAGUCGCCGGCAGAAGCACAUUCUAUCAUCAGGGUUAUCAGAGGCCGUUUCCGAUCGAUACAAAAGAGACGUCCGUGAUGCAACCAAAUACAUCGAAACUGCCAUCGUUAUCGAUAAGGCUAUGUUUGACAAAAGAAACGGUAGCACUAGAGCUGAGGUUGUUCACGAUGCCAUCCAAGUCGCUAACAUUGCAGAUUUGUAUUUCCGUACGUUAAACACUAGAGUCUCCGUCGUAUACAUCGAAACCUGGCAGGGCAGCAACCAAGCGCAAAUCAAUCAAGCCGACAUCGGUCAAGCCUUGUUAAACUUUAACGAUUAUACGAUGCGGAGAAUGUUUCAAAUUUCUCAGGACACCACCCAAUUGCUCACGGGUGAGACAUUCUCAGGUGGAGAAUCAGGGGUAGCUGUACCAUCGACCGUGUGCAGCCAAAAAUCCGUAGGAAUCAGCGUCGAUUUAAAUACUUACGAGCCCCACCUCUUAGCUGGCACAAUGGCUCACAUGAUCGGUCAUAAUAUCGGCAUGAGCCACGACGAUGGAAGAAACGAUUGCAACUGCCGCGAUUGGCACGGAUGCAUCAUGGCCCAGUCCAUCGUCGGUCUAGAAAACGUUCAGCCGUACAAGUUUUCCGAGUGUAGUAAAACCGAUUAUAUAGAAGCCUUGAGAAGCGGUAACGGCCUCUGCCUUUUUAACAAACCAAAUGAGCUUGAGAUAAGAAGAUCAUGCGGAAACAGGGUAAUCGACGACGGGGAACAAUGUGAUUGCGGUUCGAUCGACGAGUGUCACGAGUACGAUCCCUGUUGCGAUCCUAUCACUUGCAAGCUGACAACGGAGGCCGAAUGCGCGACCGGCCCGUGUUGCAGCAAUUGCAAGCUCCGUGCUAGCGGUGUCGUGUGCCGCGAGUCAACGAACGAAUGCGAUUUGCCGGAGGUGUGCUCCGGCGACACCGGCCAGUGCCCGCCGGACGUUCACAAGAAGAACGGCAACCCUUGCUCAAAUAACGCAUCUCACUGCUUCAACGGGAUAUGUCCGGCCUUGGAUCUGCAGUGCGAACAGGUCUGGGGUUACGGUGGGAUCGCCGCCGAUCAGAAGUGCUUCGAGCAGUUUAACUCGAAGGGAUCUAUCAACGGCCACUGCGGUACCGACGCCAGCGGUCAUUUUAUCAAGUGCGAGGCGGAAAACGUUCGCUGCGGAUCCCUUCAGUGUCAACAAGGUAGCAAGCAACCGGUGAUCGAGGGAAUGAAGGAUUAUUACACGAGAACCAUAAUUUCCAUCAAGAAAGAAGAGUUCGAAUGCAAAGCUACGAGGGGAAAGGUGGAAGGAUCCGAUAUGCCGGGAUGGGGAUUAGUUCGUGACGGCACUUCCUGCGGUGACAACUUGAUUUGCAUAAAUCAAACCUGCACGAGUUUGUUUCCACACAUCGAUCAAGAGAAGUGUCCCAGUAACAUUGGCGACAUCGAAUGUUCGGGACAUGGCGUGUGUACGAAUGUCAACAAGUGUUUCUGCAACCCCGGUUGGAGCGGAACGGAUUGCUCCAUCGUGCAGUCGAUCCCGACGCCGUCGACCACAUCCACGUCCGAACCGGUUAACAAACCCGAUAACAAAAUGGUGAAGAAAGAGACCCCCUACGAGAACUACCACGGCUCUAACACUGUAUUUUUAGUUGGUAUGCUCAUGUCGGUGGUAGGGGGUGUUUUCGUAGUAUUUGCUCUGAUGGCUCUCUGCUACAGGUCAGUCGUAGUACAUAAAAACUUCUCCCUCUGUCUCAGGUUAGUGUGCAGAAACAUACACAAGUAGAAUUUUAUUCUCUCUCUUUCUUUCUCUCUCUCUCUCUUUUUUUUCUCUCUCUCUCUCUCUCUCUUUCUCUCUGUGUCCUCUUUUCCAUCUUUUCUACUUGAGUUUUCUAUUUCUCUCUCUCUUUUUUUUUAUACGUGUGCUGCACGAGAGGAUGGAACAAGUGUGCGCGCGCUAAGAGUAGCAUGUUUGCUCUUCGAAAAAUUUGCAGCUUCUUUUCUCUCAGCAAGCAUUUUUUUGUUUCUCGAUGUUGCUUUCAUGCUAGUACAGUUUGUUCGUGUAGUUUAAUGCAGAUUGAUAUAAAUUCUGAUAUAAAAGAGCGUUCGCGCGGUUCGCUUUGUUUACUUUGAGAAGGCAGUUUUUCCUCAUUUGUGAGCAAUUAAUCACUUAAUCGUCCAUCAUAAUCUAGUCCAUUUACACGUACAUUUUGUUUAAACGCGAAGAACAGUUUGAGGUAGAAUAUUCACGAAGACAUUUGAUUUAAAAUUUCUCAAAGAAUAUAAAGUUUCUCUAUUUACGCUUUUUUUGGUGCAUGUAUAUAUAAUUAUAUCUUUUUCUGCGUAUAAGUAUUUAUUUACGUGCUAUUUUAACUUUCCUUCUUUUACGAUCUCUGUGCAUAUUCGCUUUUUGCCUUUUAUCCGCUAACGAUAAGAGAAGUUGCAAAAUAUAUCCGACAUUAAUUGUCGUUCUUAACACAUUAUAAGUAAUAAUGAAGUUCGUUCGAAACUCUUCCUUAAUAUCAUCUUAAAUAAACACCCUUUUUUCGACCACGUAUAUUUCGAAGCUAAAAUUUAAUUCUAUUUACCAAGAAAAAACUUUUUACUUGAAAAUUUUUUAACAACUCUUUUAAAUAUGUAAACCUUUACUUUCAAAUCUCAUCUCUUAUCCAUAACUUUUAUCUUAUCAGUACCCAAACAGAAUUGGAUUUUUUUGCAUGUCGAGAGUCCGUUGACUUUCGUAGCGAAAAUAAAAAAUAACUCGGAAAUUGAUAUUAUACACACAAAAUUUACUUAUAGUGCUUAUAUUAUUAUUCAUAAUAAUUAUAAUCGCAGACAAUUAUGUACGUUCCACAAACUGAUAAGAGGGAUUAUCAAUGUUCUCAGCGACAGAUGUGUGUAUAAAAAUAAAUAAAAAUACGGACAGUGAAAAUAUUGAAUAUUGUUUCAUAUUUAUUGUUACAAAUUGUAUUGUAAUGCCGGAACUCAUAUAAUUACGACAAUAAAUUAUUUAUAUAAAGUUCUGUGAAUUCUACUAAUAAAUAUUGUGCAAUUAUGUGUGUUGGUAUAUUUAUCUCGUAUAUGUCUGCGGAAUAAAUUCUGAUUAUAUUCCAGGUAAUUAUUGAGUAAUAUACGAUUAGCAAAAAAAAAAAACUAACAGAAAAUUAUAUAACUGAUCCUUGAGCUAAUUCUCUAAUCAUACGCCGGCAGUAUUACUAAUUAAUAACAACGUUAACAAAUUCUAAAUAACUGGUAAUCCCUCUUAACGCUAUUAAAACUCUAAAAAUUCUCCGGUAUUAUUUAAUGAUUUUUUAAGAGAGCUUGCAUGCGCUUCUUCAUUUUUUUCCCGCGUUAAAAAUUCGAUAAU